GAGUGAGUGUGAGAGAGAGUGUGAGAGUGAGAGUGAGAGUGUUGGCAUUAGGAUAUCAAUCAAACCAGUCGUUGCUUCAGACGACUUGGGAUCUGUUAUUAGAAACACAUAUCUUUUUGGGGGAAGAAGAAGAAGGAGGAGGAGGAGGAGGAAAAAACAUGGAAGGAAUCUCGGGGAAGGAAUGGGCAUUUGGAAAAUCACUGAUGCACCGAAAUUCAGCGGUGAAUAUCCAGGUCCGCCAUUGGAUUUGUUAAGAAGGUUUCACCAAAGCGAUGGCUAAAGAGGGGCAAUGAAUGCGCAUAAACAGCACUCAGGAGACAACCCAAACCCCAAAGCCUUCACUGGGUUUGGAAGUCCAGAGGAAAGAAAGAAAGAGAGAGAGAGAUCUUUGCUGCUGGAGUGCUGUGUCGGGGUGUGUGGCUUUAUAUAUAUAUAUAUAUAUACACAUAUGCAGCCCAGACCCCGGGUGGGGGCAGUGAUCAGGCAACAAACUUACUGAUACCUACAAUUGAUUUACCAGAAGGAAAUCUGCAGUGAACAGUACAUCUCUCCAUGUCGAUGCACAAAAGAUGUUUGGAUGUUUUUUCUAAAAAAAGCACCAAGUGAAGAUGUUCCUUCAUUAAGUACAAACUCCAUGGAAAAUCUUUCUGAUACAAAAAGCCUUUGAGAUUUGCCUUUCCUUUUUGUCUGAACAACGCCCUAACAUUUCCUGGGAUUCCAUCUGGAUAGGACAUAGGAUUUCCCUUCCAGAACUACAAACAAACUCUAGACUAUGCCGCUUCAUCAAGCGAGGCCAAUGUGGCUUAACUGUAUAUUGAGCGUGGUGAUGGUGCACCCAGUGCGGAUGGGGUUUGAUAUUACCUUUAUUCUUUGGAUACUGGGAUUUACAUUGAAGGAUACUCUGGUGCUGUGUCAGAAACAAGACGACACCAACCCAGUGGUUAACACUAAUUACGGCAGAUUAAGGGGGAUUAAAAAGGAACUGAGCAAUGAGAUCUUGGGUCCAGUUAUCCAAUAUCUCGGGGUACCAUAUGCUGCUCCACCCACCGGCGAGCGACGAUUCCAACCCCCAGAACCCCCUUCGUCUUGGUCUGAAAUUCGAAAUGCCACCCAUUUUGCACCAGUUUGUCCCCAGAACAUCCAUGGUAUGUUGCCGGAAGUCAUGCUCCCAGUCUGGUUUUACGCCAACUUGGAAGUAAUUGCCUCUUACGUUCAAGAGCAGAAUGAAGAUUGCCUCUUUCUAAACAUAUAUGUGCCUACUGAAGAUGGUCCCCUUACAAAGAAACAGACUGAUGAUUUAGGUGAUAAUGAUGGUGCUGAAGAUGAAGACAUUCGGGAUAGUGGACCCAAACCCGUUAUGGUCUAUAUCCACGGUGGUUCGUACAUGGAAGGCACAGGAAAUAUAUUUGAUGGAAGUGUCCUGGCAAGUUAUGGCAAUGUCAUAGUCAUCACUGUUAACUACAGGCUUGGCGUCUUAGGAUGGAGUGAUGCGCUGGUCUGUCAGGGGAUCCGGCCAGUUCCACAGAUCAAUAGUUGCAGACUGCAACAAUUUUUCACCAUUUCUGAUUUUGUCAACAUUUUGGGUGUCAUUGAUUACCUGCUUGAGAAGGUCAAGGAUAUUUCAGAACUGGUUCAGAAAGAACUGGUGCUGAAGUAG
This is a messenger RNA of Callorhinchus milii (elephant shark), 1657 nucleotides long. RefSeq names its product neuroligin-1. Gene Ontology annotation, cellular component: cell surface; synapse; postsynaptic specialization membrane. Gene Ontology annotation, biological process: neuron cell-cell adhesion; presynaptic membrane assembly; synaptic vesicle endocytosis. Gene Ontology annotation, molecular function: signaling receptor activity; neurexin family protein binding. The transcript has 6 exons. The record is from RefSeq and is a predicted model, not a curated record. Bases 773 to 1657 code for a protein of 294 amino acids. NCBI's taxonomy places the organism in Eukaryota, Metazoa, Chordata, Chondrichthyes, Chimaeriformes, Callorhinchidae.